CCAGCCGCGCUUCGUGAAACACGUGUAGUGAAGGUGCUCUCGGAAAAUUUAUCAAUAAAGUUGAAUUUGUAACAGAAUUAUCGGUGAUAAGCAUGGAUUCCGACCAGGAAGACGAGGUCCCCAACGUUAACUUCGUUCCGAGCUUGCUGUUUAUCAAACGAGGUGUGGCCAAAGCCAACCCGGACAAAGUUACUUUGACUCCAGCGGAACUGGCAAGAAUCAUCAACGAAACCCGUGAUGACCUGGAAGAGGACGGCGCCAACGGUAUUGACAGCUCCGAGGAUGAGGAAAAUGAAGAUUCCGCCGCUCGGUUGGCUAGCCGGGCCCAGGACCAGGCUGGAACCUCCGGAAAUCGCUCCGCGGGGGAUGAAUUUGGGUUUGAGAAUUAUGAGCAAGAGUCUGGCGAACCCGUGGUCCGAUUGGCCUCGGUGGCCGUGGUUGACCCGGCGGAAAACAUCCAGGACGAGGACGAUUCCGAGGCGGAGGAUGAAAUCAUCAAGCCAACCGAUAAUCUGAUUUUGGUUGGACACGUGCAAAAUGACAGCGCUUCGAUGGAGGUUUACGUGUUCAACGACGACGAGGGCAGCCUGUACGUGCACCACGACUUCCUGCUCCCAUCGCCGCCCCUCUGCAUCGAGUGGCUCAGCUUCGACCCGGGCAGUGACAAACCGGGCAACAUCUGCGCCAUCGGCUGCAUGGACCCCGUAAUCACGCUGUGGGAUCUGGACAUCCAGGACUCGCUCGAGCCGGUCUGCAAGUUGGGCUCGAAGGGCAGCACCAAGAAGAACAAACCCAAGGUCGGCCACUCGGACGCCGUGCUGGAUCUGUCGUGGAACAAGCAUUUGGAUCACAUCCUAGCCAGUGGUUCCGUCGAUCAGUCCGUCAUCCUGUGGGACAUGGAGGACGGCACGCCACACACGAUCAUCAAGGAGUUUGGGGAAAAGGUUCAAACGUUGGCGUUCCACCCAACUCGAGCGGAGGGGCUGCUGGUGGGAAGUUGCGACGGCAUGGUGAAGGUGUUCGACUGUCGAACCACGACGAACGAUUCGGCGAGUUUCCUGUCGUGGGCGGUGGGUGGUGAGGUGGAGCGGGUCUGCUGGAACCAUCACAGCGAGUUCCACUUUGUGGCCAGCACGAACGAGGGACGGAUUCACUACUGCGACGUGCGACGACCGGGCGAGACGCUUUGGUCGAAGGAGGUUCACGAGAAGGAGAUCACCGGACUGGUGCUGAGUUCGAAGGUUCGUGGAAUGCUGGCGACGGCUUCCGCCGAUGGAACGCUCAAGUUGUGGGACAUUGACGAGGAGGACGCCAAGCUGGUGUACAAGAAGAACCCCAAGAUGGGCGUGAUCCAGUGCUUGGACGAGUGCCCGGAGAAUCCGUUCAUGCUGGCCAUGGGAGGGGAUCUGAAGACGAAGAACUUUAGCGUGGUGAACGUGCUCGAUAAUGAUGUUGUUACGAACGUGUUCAAGGCUCGGUUUGAUCCCAGCUACGUGCCCGUAGCCUCGGGGGAACGGAUGAACAUUGAACCUCCCACGGAAGCGAUGGAGGAGGCAUCGAUCAGCGAUGACGAUGACAGUGAUGAGGAUGACAAUUGAAAUAAAAUGUGGAAUAUUAUUCUUUAUCUAUGAAACAAUAGAUAUGUAAACUAAA
Molecule: messenger RNA, 1653 nt
Organism: Culex quinquefasciatus (southern house mosquito)
Lineage: Eukaryota; Metazoa; Arthropoda; Insecta; Diptera; Culicidae
Gene: nclb
Product: periodic tryptophan protein 1 homolog
Exons: 7
Coding region: 93-1598 (501 amino acids)
Biological process (GO): rRNA processing
Cellular component (GO): nucleus
Molecular function (GO): protein binding
Source: RefSeq, a predicted model, not a curated record